AUGGCUGAGUUUGGAGCUUCAAACCACGGGGACUCUGCGCUGAAUUAUCAAGAAAAAGAGUUAAAUGAAAGAUUAAAGCGUUUAUAUCCAGCUGUGAACGAAGAUGAGACCCCUCUGCCUCGAUCAUGGAGCCCGAAGGACAAGUACAACUAUAUCGGACUGUCACAGAACAAUCUUCGUGUACACUAUAAAGGACAUGGAAAAAAUCACAAAGAUGCUGCAUCCGUUCGUGCAACCCACCCGAUCCCCGCUGCUUGUGGCAUAUAUUACUUCGAGGUGAAGAUCGUGAGCAAAGGCAGAGAUGGGUACAUGGGAAUCGGACUGUCUGCCCAGGGUGUCAAUAUGAACCGGCUGCCUGGUUGGGACAAACAUUCAUAUGGUUACCAUGGAGACGAUGGACAUUCCUUCUGCUCUUCAGGUACAGGACAACCAUAUGGUCCCACUUUCACCACUGGAGAUGUCAUUGGUUGCUGCGUUAACCUCAUAAACAAUACCUGCUUCUACACAAAGAAUGGCCACAGUUUAGGAAUAGCAUUCACGGACCUGCCUCCUAACUUGUACCCAACAGUGGGACUUCAGACACCUGGUGAAAUAGUAGAUGCUAACUUCGGGCAGCAGCCGUUUGUAUUUGACAUUGAAGAUUACAUGCGCGAGUGGAGGGCAAAGAUUCAUGGUACAAUUGAGCGAUUCCCCAUAGGAGACAGAUUAGGGGAAUGGCAGACAAUGCUGCAAAACUUGGUGUCGUCCUACCUGGUGCAUCAUGGGUACUGUGCGACAGCAACUGCCUUUGCCAGAGCAACAGGGCAGACCAUUCAAGAGGAACAGAACUCUAUCAAAAACAGACAGCGAAUACAAAAGCUAGUUUUAGCAGGAAGAGUGGGUGAAGCUAUAGAAGCAACGCAACAACUGUAUCCAGGACUGCUGGAGCGUAACCCAAACUUGCUCUUCAUGUUAAAGUGUCGGCAGUUUGUGGAGAUGGUGAAUGGUACAGACAGUGAAGUGCGCUGUUUCAGUGCCCGUAGUCCUAAGUCUCAAGGUAGCUACCCUGGAUCACCCAACAUGAGUCCCAGACAUGGAGCCAAUAACUCUCACAUCAACAAUGCAGGAGCAGAAAGUCCAAACUGCAGCAAUGGGAUUGUGCCGUCAAAAAGCAAACCGAUCCACAACAAAUAUCCAGCUAUAAGUUCAUCAUCUUCAUCAUCUUCAUCUUCUUCCUCACCUUCCUCAGUAAACUAUUCAGAGUCCAAUUCUACAGACUCUUCCAAAUCCCAGCAACACAGUAGUACAAGUAACCAGGAAACCAGUGACAGUGAAAUGGAAAUGGAACCAGAGCACUACACCAAUGGAGUCUUGGAAAAUUCCUCCACUAGAAUAAUGAAUGGCAACUAUAAACACGAAGAAAUCCUGCAGACUGAUGAGUCCAGCAUGGAAGACAGCUGCCCCCAACGUCAGCUUUGUGGAGGUAACCAAGCUGCAACUGAACGCAUGAUCCAGUUUGGACGGGAGUUGCAAGCUUUGAGUGAACAACUUUGCCGAGAAUAUGGAAAGAAUGCCACACACAAAAAAAUGUUGCAGGAUGCAUUUAGUCUGCUAGCGUACUCUGAUCCUUGGAGCUGUCCAGUUGGGCAACAGCUUGAUCCUAUCCAGAGAGAACCUAUCUGUGCUGCCCUUAAUAGUGCUAUUUUAGAAUCUCAGAAUCUGCCAAAGCAGCCACCAUUGAUGCUUGCACUGGGCCAGGCCUCCGAAUGCCUCCGGCUAAUGGCACAUACGGGCAUUGGUUCCUGUUCAUUUGCCAGAGUGGACGACUAUUUGCACUAGCUGCUGUGGCAGUGGAAAGACCUCAGAUACUGCCCCCUCACCUCCUGUUCAAGACCUACAACAACCCUUCCCCUUUUCUCGAAGACCAUCGCACUGCCCACAAGACAGGUGCUGACUGAUCUUCUUUCCUGCCAGCAUCCUUGUUACAUUUUAUCAGGUUACACGACUGAAAGCAUUGCAUUUUGGAAGAGAUCAUGGGUGCAGUAGUGCACAGUAUAAAUGUAGCAUAUUCCGCUCUGAAUUCUUGGUCACUGAGCCACCAGUAUUUAACCCUGGAGGUUUUGUCCUGUGCUAGCCUCUGUUGUUUACUGGUUAUCAUUAGGGCUGUAACAAAAUUUACAUAUUUAGAAACUUCAUUCAUUUACUUUAUUUAAUGACUCGAAUAAUACCUUGAAUUUGUAUCAGCAUAAUCUGGUGCUGUUCUAGUUCUUCAGCACGAAUCAUGUUGCUUCAACUCCAUUCUCCUCUUCCUUUAGCAUAAAAUCUCAUGGCCACCCAAAACUUUGGAGUGUACCGUUGCCAAGACUUUAAUUCUUCUUUCUUUCAUCCCAGUUUUCGCCACAAAAGUACAACUGUUGAUUUGUUACAACCCUAGUAAUCAACCAUGUUUGGUUUACAUCUUUUCCAUAUUCUACCUGUGGAACAAUGCUGCUCAUUAACACUUUGCUCUUUCGUUUUGCUGUUCUGUCAUUCAGCCAUAACUUCCACUUGUUCCUUGUUGGGACUCUUACUUUAAAAUCCAGAUCAUGUCAGGUUCUCCCGUGUAUGUUAUGAACUUCCAUCUGUGAGUUCAAAUCACAGAGUCAAACUGACACCUCCAUUGGGCCUUCCCAUAUAAUUAUUUGGGUUAUUUGUCAGCAAGGAGUAGAAUGGGGUUGGGAUGCAAAGGAAGUAAUGGCAGGCAGAUAAUGUGGGUGCAAAACUAGUUAUGUUUCUUAAGGUUGAAUCAAUCAAGGCAAAAGUUAAUUACAAUAGUUGGAGGUCUACAAUUCUGCAAGUUUACAAAACUUCUCCUGGAAAGGUUUACUUAAUAUGUGAUUGCUGUAAUUCAGAUUAACCUCUGUAAAGCUAGUUGACUAGCAACUGAUUCCACUGAUAGCUGAUUAUGACAGUACUGAUUCCACAUUUCAAGCUUAGCACUGCAAUAUUGUUUAUUGAACAAUCUAUUCUAGUAGAUGGCAAGCUUUAAAGUCACGUCAAUGUGAUUGUCCCACUUAGAAGCAAUUAUCAGUUUAUUAUUAUAUCAUAAAACUGGCUCUCCAGGGAACAAAGUUCCACAUGUAAACCAAGAAGCUUUAACUGUGCUGUGGAUUCCUGUAACAAUCUCAAGAUAUCAGAAAAUGGAACCUAGUUGCUUGAAAGUCUAGAAGUUCUAUAGGUGAAUAAUUAUUCAGAAAGAAUAAUUAUCCUAUCAGGACAAUAAGCAGUGAUCAUGAAUUAAAGCGAGUUCUGAGUAAUUAGUCUAAGACAUAGCAGAAGAGAUGGAAUGGGAGCUGCAGUAUGUCACUUGCCAGUUGUGAGCAGUUGCACAAUGCAGUUCUCCUUGCAAGUGUUGCAUUUUAUUAGUUUUUUUUAAAUAGGCCAUUAUCUUCUCAGAAUUCCAUUGCACCGGCGCUAGUCUAAUUUGGAUUCAGUGAGUCAUCUCCAGAAUUUGAUGCCUAAUGCAAAUCCAUUGUCAUAACCCAGAAUUAAUUCAAUUAUAGUUCCCAAGGAAUAAUUUCAAGGAAGGAAUUCAGCUGUUUCAGUAUCAGAAACAUUUGGAGGUGCAUUCACAUUGUGCAGAUUAUAGUGAAUUAGCACUACUCCAAUAAAUGUGAGGCUUUGAUCCUGGAGGAUCCUUGCAUGAUCCUAUUUUAACUCAAUAUCUUUUGUGCUGUUGACUUGUCGGAUUCUCCUGCAAUGGAACUUGGUAUUAGGGGUGGAAAUAGGGAAUCAAAGCAAUAAAAUAUGGAUGUUGCAAGAGAAAGGAAGUGUGACCAAGCAUGUCUUCAGUGAAAAGCAGAAACCACUUUGGCAAUUCUUAAAAAGCAAAGAUAUGAAGGGAAGUGAGGAGCUUGUAUAAGACUGUUGUGACCAUAAACAAAUCUGAAGAGUCACCAUUUCCAAUUUAUGGGGCUUUUUCACCUUCACCAAGACGUAAUUAGUUUUGCAUUAGUUAAAAUUGACCAAACCUCUGCAAGGAGAGUAGUGAUACGGUGCAGGAAGAAUUAUUGAAGUGUCCAUCUACAGGAAGCAAGUUUUUAAUUAACAUCUUGGUAUUGUUUUUGUUUUGGCCUUUAGAAUAUCACAGCGCUUUAAAAUGUUACAUUACAAUUAUGUUACUUUUUUAAAAAGUCCAUUCCAAAUUUUAUGAUUUAUUUUCCCACAAAUUUUCCUUUCCCAUCCUCUCUGUUGCUGUUGGACAAGGAGAGACGUUUUGCCAAGUUCCUUCCUAUUCCACAUUAAUCUGCCACAAGGAAGUGUACAGAACUGAUGGUGUUUGGUGUUUUCUUCUCAGCCAGUCCCUGAAGCUUGUGACAUAUGGUGGUGCCUCGUGACUAUCCAUUGUAUUAGUUGAUGGUGCAGCCUAUGAUGUGUUCUCUGCGACAAAUCUGACACCUCAAAAUUUCCAGUUUUAAACAUUUUUGAUAUUGCAUUUGUCCAGGAACUGCAGCAUCAUGCAGCUGAUUUUUUUUGACAAUGUACAUUUUAAUAUCUAAGCAUUUGUGCAACCCACAAAAUUGAAGGAACAGUCUGUUAUUGAUACAAGAUCCCUGGUAAUGCUUUGAGAAUGCUCAGUUUUACAAUGCCAAGCUAUGUUUUUAUUAAAAAAAAACAGUCCUUUCUUCUUGUCAUUUUUUAUCAAGCCAAGAUGAGCAGUUCUAUGCACACAGAUGUAACACAAGCGUGAUUGUGGAACAAUGCUGACUGAUAUCCCUAGGUUUUAAUUCUGCAGGCAGAUUGAGUAAUUUGAGCUCUGAUGGAGAGUUUUCUCCCAUCAUAUUUCCACAUGAGCUCCUCUUGUUGCUUGGUGGGAUGGAGUAGGGCGGAUGUGGAUGGCAGGGUAAGGGUCGAAAUCCAAAGCUAAAAAAGUGGAACUGUUCUGCUAUGCAUGGAUUUUUUUUCCUCAUGGGUGCAAGAAUUCAUACAUAGAGAAGAGUAUUAAUUCACUACAAAAUCAAAUUAGAUUGGGCCUGUGAUGAAAGGAGGAAGGCCAGCUGAGUAGACCAAAAUAUCAAAGAUGUCUGGAGUUAAGUUGCUUGUGCAUUACAUUGGAUAUACUAGCCACUCUCUGAUGGAGCUGGAUUUAUCUUAUGAACAUCAGACAUUGGUGUAGAUACUUCAAAGAUGUUUAUAAAAAUCAGAAUCCAGAGCUAAGUAUUUGUUCCCCCCAAAUGUGUAGUGGAACUUUAAAAGUAGAACAGUGUAUGCUGUAGAAACAAAUGGGAAAAGGGGGUAAUAACUUAGAUGUGAGAACUACAAAACUGCUACAAUUUUAUGGUCUAACUAUAGGAGACGGGAAGAAAUUCGGCUAAAUGUGCACUGUAUGCACAAUUGAGUGCCAAUUCGCUUCUGAAAUCGAUUCUACUGAAAUUGAUGGAAUUAGAUUUCAUAAGUGUAGUUCAAUGCACAGCUGCUACUAUAUUGCACAUUUAACAACAAGGAUGAAUUUCAACCCAAGUAUUCCAUUCCAGAUUAUUACUUUUAAAUUAAUUUGAAAGCUAUUAAGGCCUCUGUAUCAUCCCUGUCAGCUCAUUGGCCCUCUGCAUCACUGUUAAACAGUCUGAGACAGUUUUCAAAUAAUGUGACACAUUUUGCAGUUCUGCAAGGCAUGUGCACAUGCAGAAUGGACAACACAAGGUGGUUUUAGGUGUCAUUUACAUGUGGUAUUUUUGCUUUAGGCAGAGGAAUUUAACUACAUUAAUGUUAUAAUUUUAUGCAAUGUUUUCCAUAAUGUUUGGUUAAUGGAGCCUUUUAAGUUCGGCUCUCAAUCUUUUGGAAGAUUCAGUUUAUUUAAGAAAAAUUGUAAGAUGAUAUUAAUGAAUCCAACCUUAAAGUUAAUGCCUUGAAUUUGAAUUUGUCAGGGGGUUAAUUAAAAGGGAAGUAUGUGGAAUUAAUCCACAAUAUGAAUAUUACUUUUUAAUGACACUGAUGAUGGUUCACCUCUCAUACUUAUCUCAUUACUCUUGGCCUUGUUUUCAACAUAUUUUUGAUUAAGAACAGCAUUCAAGUAGACUUAGUAGACCUCCACUUGUUAUAAAUUCAGUGAUAUCACUGUGAAGCAUGUUGCGCACAAUACUCUCUCCCCACAAGAAGGGGGAGGGGGUUUGACAAAAGUUGUUUUUCAGUCAGCCUCGACCCACUGCUAAAGCAUGAAAACAAGUUUUAAAAAAAAAUACCUGUAGGCUGAAUGAUACCAGUAUAUUCACAGAUUUUUCUAAUUAUAAGUUUUGAAGUUAGAUGUCAGAUUAGGUUGGUUCAAGUUUAGUUCCAGUUGCUGGAUAGUUUAUUUUCUGAAAGUUAAUAAUCUGAAAAAUAAAGUAUAUCUCUUUUCUAUGUAUGCCAUUAAAUUCAAUUUUACCAUCUUAACAAAGCAAUUUAUUUUAACACCACAUUAACAUUAAUGUGAAUUUUAUAAGUCCUCCACCUUAUUCAGUAUAUUGUAUUCAAAUCUCAUUUUUCUUGGGUAGUGUGGGAUAUGUUUUGUAGCACGGUUGUUUCUUUUGCAUGACCAUGUCUUUCAAUUGAGAAACUGAAAACCUAUGUUGGAAAAGAUCAACAGUUUAAGAAAAUGAACAGAUUAGGUCAACAAAAGGAGAUUACAAUAUAGGGAAUUGUUUUCUCUCAGCAAUUGCUGGCUAGCCUCAGGCUAAGGUGACACAAUUUUAGCCAAGUGCACUAAAUUAAAUAGAAUUUUCCUUGGAAACAAUACAGAUAAAUGUUUGUUGUAAAUAUUUCACAUUGCAUAGACACAUCUACCACCAUUGGUAACCAAGUAAAGCACGCAAUGAUCAAAAAAUAUUUGCACCCUUUUUUUUGUCUUACCACUUAACAACAAAUGUAUCGAGGAAUGAACUACAGGUGCAAUUGCCAUAUGAAUGAAAAUUGAGAUUGCAUAGCCACUAAAUUAGCCAUAUUGACUCCUGGUGUACCUGAUGUGGCUGGUGGCUUACUACAUUGGAUAACGUUGUCUUGAGUAAUUAAGCAAAUAGUUUUGUAGUAAUUAAUCCCGUUUUUUCAUGAGGUGUUCACUGGAUGCCAACCCAUUUGAAAAUAAAUUGUACCAGAAACAGGAGGUCAGGUCAGUUUCAAUUGGUGGACAGCUUAUUAUCUGCUGCUGGUUUAGAGUUUCAGAAUUAAUGCCAGAUUUCCCCUAACUGGAGGUCCAUCCAUCCAGACGUGCAAAGUUGUGACAUUUCAUUCAGACAAUUGGCAUGCAUUUCUUAAGUCUUAGAAGACGAAUUGAGUUUAAAGCUUUUCGUUUCUGACUGGUUGCUGUAAAAAAAUACACCAGCCAGUACCAGAACUUAUUGCCAAUUCCUACAUACCAUUGUUCCCCCAAAAAUAUUUGCAGUAAAAAAAUAAAUGACAAACAAAUGGACAUUCAACUAAGUGUACACAAAGUUGAUUUGUUUGCAAACUGCUAUUCUUGAAAAGCCUGAAAUACUGUAAUUCAGCAACUUGAACUUGUAUUCAGUAUUGUGUAUUUGCAAAUAACUGAAAGGCCAGCAACAGUAGUGUUGGAAAGAGUACUGCUGAUUACUCACAGUCUCAUCCCAGUUGUCACUGUAAGCUGGAAAACUGUAUUGUGUACUAGGUAAGUGUGAAUGUGAGUGGCAAUUUCAUACUAUAUGAUAAGCUACUAAAAGCUUUGUAAAACCAUGUACUUUGUUUUUUAAUGUCUAUCAAUCAGUGGCGAGGUUGAUGUUUUCACCUUAAUGAGACAAUCUAAAAUCAUUUUGAAUUAAAGUUUCUGAUUUCAUUUACUUAUAUUUGUUAUUGGAAACAAUAUUAUUAAUUUGUAAAAGAAAAUCUCACUAUCGUCUUAAAGCUGCAAUUAUGCACCAAUUUAAUCUUCAUUCUGGUUUGUAUGCUUUCAGUCCAACUAUUCCAACCAAUGCGGCUUCUCCCAACACCUUUUUGCUGAUGUCUGAGACAUUUCACAGGCUCUGGCACAUUGAAGAAAAGUGAUAAUUUAUUUUCUCUUUCAGUUAAAUUUCCCAAUAAGUUCUGAUUAUAGAUAUAACCUCACAUCAAAUUGGAAAGAGGAGCAUGCUGCAUUUUAACUUUCGUUUGCACUCACAUUAAAACCCUGAGGUUGACGCUUUUGAGUUUGUACCAGGCACUUUGAAAUAUGGGAACAGGAGGUCUCAUUUACCUGACGUUAUGAAGUGUACUGAAGCAUGGCUUUGAUUUUUUUUUGUGUGCUCUUUCCCCUUGGUUGGGUUCUGCAAAACUAAUGCUGAUUUUUUUUUAAUUUUAAUUUUUAUUUUCUUUUUUAGAAUAAAACAGUAAAAAUGGUGUGACACUAUUUAAAGAUUUUAAAAAUUCUGUUAAUCUAGUAAUUCUAGUUUUGUGUACUUAACUGUGCUCAGCUUGAAACUAUAAAGUCAUUUUGUUUAAAGGAAGGGAAGGGUUAAUAACAUUUUAAAUUCUGUAUACAGUAUAAAAUGUAUACAUUGUAAUUUAAUGAUUUUCUUUUGUGGCUCCAAACUCAGGUAUGUUACAUACAAUUUACAGCAUGGAAUGUGAAGCAAGGUGUUUCGUUUUACCAGCACAAAACUCAUGAACUAAUUUCUGCUCCAUGCUCAAUAUCAGUUUAGUUUUGUUAUGAAUUCAAAAUGAACACAUAAGCUGUGCACAAGUACAAUGGUUGUUCAGUUUGAGCAUAGUAAGUAUUUGUGAAGCAAAAAUUACCCAGUACUAGCAUGAACAUUUGAGAAACUUUUAAAACAAAAGCAAAACACACAAAAAAAAAGAAAAUAUGUACUAGAAAUAUGUUAAAAUGAAAUGUAUUCUGUUGUAUUUUGACAGAAUUAUUUUUAUUAAAAU
Messenger RNA from Pristis pectinata (smalltooth sawfish), 8850 nucleotides. RefSeq names its product RAN binding protein 10 (gene ranbp10). Gene Ontology annotation, cellular component: cytoplasm. The transcript is spliced from 14 exons. Gene Ontology annotation, biological process: cytoskeleton organization; cell surface receptor signaling pathway. Lineage: Eukaryota; Metazoa; Chordata; Chondrichthyes; Rhinopristiformes; Pristidae. Gene Ontology annotation, molecular function: protein binding. The coding region runs from base 1 to 1818 and encodes 605 amino acids. The record is from RefSeq and is a predicted model, not a curated record.